AUGGCGUCCGAUCUCGACGAUUCGGACGGCUCCGACGACUCGCUGCACCGGACCAAGAUCAUAAAUUCGGCCUUUGACAGCGAUAGUUUCGACUCCGAUGGCACGAUUCACGUCGAAGGCCUUGUCGGGUCGGCGACCAUCUCACCCUCGGGCCGCGAUGUCGCAUUAGCAUCCCCCGACGGCCUAGCCAUCAUCGAUCUUGACUCGCCCUACAAUGCCCCACGGCGGGUCAAGAGCCACGGCAUGCCCUGGCUCGUCGUUGACGUGCAAUGGUCGCCCUUUGCGGCCCGCGACUAUUGGGUCGCCUCGACGGCCAACCACUGUUGUCUCGUUUGGAACCUGAACCGCCCCGACGACUCCAGUGCCGGUGCCGUCGAGCACUCGCUGCGUGGCCACCGCCGCUCCAUCACCGACAUCAACUUCUCCGCCCACCACCCGGACAUGUUGGCCACCUGCUCUGUCGACGGCUAUGUGCAUUGCUGGGACCUGCGUCGGCCCAGCACGCCGGCUCUGACGUUCAUCGACUGGGUCGCCGGUGCCACGCAGGUCAAAUACAACCGCCAGGACGACCAUGUCAUUGCGUCGUCGCACAACCGCUGCGUUCACAUCUGGGACGACCGCAAGGCGUCUCUGCCACUGCGCACCAUCGAAGCGCACACGUCGAAAAUCUACGGCCUGGACUGGAACCGGACAAACAGCACGUCGUUGGUGACCUGCUCGCUCGACAAGACCAUCAAGUUCUGGGACUACACCGUGCGUGGCGCAAACGACGGUGCCAGCAGCUUUGACGGCAACAGCGUAACACCCAUGGGUACUCUCGGCCCCAUCAACGAAGACGACGUGCCCGAGCGUAUCAUCAAGACAAGCUUCCCUGUCUGGCGCGCCCGUCACACACCCUUUGGUGGUGGCCUUCUUGCAAUGCCGCAAAAUGCGCCGGGCAACCUGUACCUCUACGACGCCCGGCCGUCUGCCAUGCUGGCCGCCGAGGACCCCGCGACCUUGAACGAUCCCGUCGCCGUUUUCCCGGGCCACGGCCACCACAAGGUCAAGGAGUUUUUGUGGCGCUCACGGGGUGGCAUCGAAGACGGCCUCGACAACCGCGACUUCCAGCUCGUGUCCUGGGGCGAAGACAACAAGCUGCGUCUCAGCCGCCUCGACGGCAACGACCUGGGCACUGUAGGCUACCAGCGUGGCCGCCCUGCGCCCAAGAACCUGAAUAUCACGCGCAGGGGCGCCUCCUACAAGACCUUCCGCAUCCUCGAAGACAUUGGCGACUAUGAGAAACGAAGCGCUACUAUGAGCAGCCUUCGACCUGGCAGCCAUAGAGGAACGGUCUCCUUGCCGGCCAGCCAGGGCGUAAGCCGACGGCCAUCGCCCACGCCAGAGGACGAUCACCACCACCACCAUCACCAUCAUCACCACGGCCACGGCUAUAGCCAUAGCCAAAGCCAUCACCACAACAACCUUCACAGGCAUCAACAGUCCCGCCAUCACAGCCACCAGCACCCGCCAGAACCACCCACCAAGGGCUCGUCUCCGUCUCUGCCCCCGCCGCGCUCGCUCUCCAGCAGCAACAUUAUGCGCGACGACGUCGCAUCACCAACGUUGACGCCACAGCGAGGCAAGUUCGAGCAACGGCCUUCAUGGAGGAACCCGUCGAUGCGCGCCACCCAAGUUGCGGGAGCGAAGAACCCGGACCAGAGCAACGUGCAGCUCGACUGGAUGAAGGGCGUCUCCAUGAACAAGCGCAAGACAAGCACCGAGCCGGCCCUCACGUCGAGCCAGGAGCAGCUCUUGGACUCACAGUCUCUCGAUGCGCAACGCAAAGUCUCGACCGACUCGGCCCUGUCUUCGCCCCUGCAGAUGUCCACCCAUGACGCAUCCAUCUCCAUGAGCAGCGAUACCAACAACGAGCCCGAGUCCAUACAGGAGGAGAUUGUGCGCAUCACGGACAAGCUUCCGCGCGUCAAGUGGGAGGAACUCGACAUGGACAACUUGACCCUGGUCGCCUCUCUGAAAGGGCCAUGGGGCGGCGACAGCCAGACUGUGUUUAUCAAAGUUCGCGUCAUGGUGCCGCCCGGCUAUCCCAGCGCUCGUUCGCCGCGCUUCUAUAUCGAGAACAGCUCGCUUGUUCCUGAGGCCACGCAGGAGAAAAUUGCAGCGGACCUCUUUAUGCUGACGGCCGAGUAUCUGAAGCGACGGAGCAACUGCUUACUCGUUGCGUUCCGCUACCUGCUCGGCGAGGUCGACCUACAGAGCAGUCUGGCUCUUCUCAACCGCGCCCUGACGAACCCCCGACUGGUCAACGACGAGAGCGCCUCGUCCUCGUCGAGCGACGACGACGACGAUGACGUGGAGACCGCCAGGAAUGCCUUCCUGUCGCCCAUCCAAGCCAUCGGUUCCGAGAUCAUGAUUGGCCCCAUGCUGCCCCUGCCGCCGCCGCCGCCGCCUCGGAGCUGUGGUGCCGUCUUCACGCGGGACGGCCGCAUCGUCACCUUCUUCCUCACCAAAGCCGGCAAAGCUAGUGCCAAGAUUAUGUUUGAAGCCCCUUCCCCUCCGACACGCGACGAGCUCGCCGAGCUCGAGCAGCCCGUCUUCAUCGGCUUUGGAAAAGUUCUCCCGCCACGCUCGCGCACCCGUGGCUCGUCGCGGCGGCAGGUCGAGGGCGCCGAGUGGCACGACGGUUCGUCGUCCUCGGAUGAGUCCGACUCGUCUUCUUAUUCGGACGGAUCGUCCGGCUCGUCAUCGUCGUCGUCGUCAGGGGAUUCAUCGAGCUCUCGUAACCACUAUUCGCCAACCAACCUGAUGGAUCCGUGGAGCACAAACAUGGGCUUCCAACGUCGCAUUGUCCGCAGCGGAAAAUCGGACCGCAAGAGACAAGCCAGCGAAUUUGACGACAACGAUAGCGACUCGCUCGCCCGGUCGGGCACGCUCGACCCCGGCCUGCCCGUGGGGCCCAAGAGCACCGUUGCCAUCGAAGACAUGCGGCCGUACCUACCGUCCAAGCGCGAUCUGGCUCGUGAUUAUGCCAUCUUUGGCGACGGCGCCGACGUCUGCCAGCACAAUGCGCGCGUGGCUGAAAAGUACGGCGAGGCCGACCUCGCCAACAUCUGGCGCUAUGCGGCCCUGCUGCUCAAGUCGGAUGUGCCGCUGCGACUGGCGUCCAUGUACGACGACUCUGGCCAGCGCAAAAAGUCCAUCCUCGUCAUCGCCCGCGAGGCCGUUGCCGAUGCGAACAACCACGACACGGACAACGAUGCGCCAGACCAAAGUCUUCUCAUCCCAAAGUCACGCUCUCGCGACACGUUCUCAGGUCGUGUGAAAUGGGGCCUGCAUCCAUUGGCCCGUGACUUUGUCGACGACCUCUUCGAUUACUUUGAGCGACUGGCCGACAUCCAGAUGCUCGCCAUGCUGUCGUGCGUCUUUGGCGAGUCCUUUGAAGAAGACAGCGUGGCUUACGCCGAGUCACACUUGUCAAAAUCCGACACACCACUUCCUAUGAAGGCCCCUUCCUUCUCGCUCGACUAUGUUCCCACGACUCGAGGCCAUUUCAGCGCGGCACCACCGCCCCGUCUUGUCCUGUCCGGCGCCAGCACACCCGGCGGCUUCGGCUCCGGCAGCAACGGCAACAGCAUGCCCCCGGCACCGGGCGCUGUCGUCUACGACGGAUCGAUUGACCCGGACAAUGACUUUGACGAUGAGUUUGACGACUAUGAAUAUGACACGGUCAUGUGGGGCAACGGCACGCAUGUGAACGGCCUCUCACAGAACAACUCGUACUCUGGUGGUGAGACACCGCCAAAGUGGCUAGUCGGCAGCGCUCCUAACGGCGGCAGUGGCACCGGGAGCGGUAUGCUCUCGUCGUCUCCCCUGUUUGGUGCUGCAGCCGGCCGUUUCUUGCGCCGGGGCAACAAUGCGGUCGUGUCGGCCAUUGCUGCCGGCAUCCCGCAGACACUGACCACUCUCCUGUCGUCCUCACCCAACGAUCGUAGCGAUGGCGGCCCCGUCCCCGUGUCGACACCACCAGCGUUGUCCCGGCGCCAGUCCUUCUUCGACUCGGCACCCCCGUCCCAACGGCCGUCUCCACAAGCCCGCUCCUCGUACCUUGGUGCCAACCUUCACGGCGGCCAGGCAGAGAGGUUGCAAAACAGACAGCAGCAGCCGCCUCCGCAACAGCAGCAAGACCCGCUUGUCCUUCACUCGCAAUCAGCGCACCGCGACAUACCCUUCCCAACAUCCGUCUCCCAGCGGCUCCUCGGCGUGUCAACGUCGACAUCACCCCGAAACACGUCCGCUCUCGGCAAGCUCUCGUCACUGUCCUCCUCCCCCCAAGACCAGGCUCCAAUCCGCAAACGACCGAGCCCCGCCGAGACCAUUUUUAGCAACUUGACGGCAGGCAACCUUACUUGGGCGGCCUCCGCCUUGUUCGGCGGUGGCGGCGGUGGCAAUGGUGCCAACAGUGGCGGUAGUGCGGGCCCUUCCACCGAACCCGGGACGGCGGCGACGUCGGUCUCGGACGAGGGCCGCCGCCGCGAACAGGCCAUUGCGGAUGCUGCCGCCAACGCUGUGGCCAAGGGUGUCAAGGCGCAGGCGGAAGCAGCAGCGUCCAACAUGGUCGCCGUCGACGUGCUCGUGCGCACGUACAACGACCACCUCUUUGACGAUGACGGCUGGAUGGUGGCAUCUCUGCUGGGCGGGAAGCGUCGCCGCCGCCUGUACGCGGAAUACCGGUACGCCUACUCGGAACUGCUGCAAGUAUGGUCGGAACCUCUAGCACGCCUCGAGGUCCUCAAGUUCAACGUCCUGCGGGAGGAUGCCAUGAAGGCGGCGGCCGCCCGCAACGACGACGACGUCAAUACCAAUGCCAUCGACGCGGACGGCACCAAUGCCAACACCAGCGCCAACGCCAACGCCAACGCCAACGCCAACGCAGACGAGGAUGCUUGUCUGCCGUCGGCAUCGCUGGGCAACAACACCAAGCACGACCGGCUCUUGGCCGUGCGUAACUCUGGCCGCGGCCUCGAUGCCGUUGGCAUCUGCGAAUACUGCGAACUACAGCUUGAGCCGCUCGAAUACGAUUCCCGCGCCGCACUGACGGUUUCCAGCGGCGUGGGCAGCAAACUGGGCGGUGCCGUCGGCGUCUGCCGCCGCUGUCGCCGCGCGCGGUCGCAGCUGCGCUGCGUCUACUGCACCGAACCCGUCGACGCCAUCUACAUGCCGUGCUUUGGCUGUGGCUGCGCCAGCCAUCCGCGCUGUCUUCGGGCGUGGUAUGACGCCGGCGAGCGCCUGUGCCCGGCCGGUGACGAGUGCGAUUGUGCAGAGGAAGCGACGUCCGGCCGCAUCGAGAGCUGGACGGCCAUGCAGGCGCAGCUCGCCAGUGGCGAGGGGGUGGGCCUGGCACAUGGUGGUGCAGGCAACGUCAGCCAUUUGCCGUCGACCAGUGCGGACGCGGUACAGCAGCCGGCCGAGCUCGCGAGCACCAAGUCGCGCGGUCUCAUUGCCCAGGCCCGGCGGUCAGCGCACUAUGCCUCGUCGUCGUCGUCGGCCAUGCUCGUGUCGCCAUACGGGCAGCACUACCAUGCCGACGGCGAGGGCCAUGCCAGUCCCCGCGGCGGCAAGAACAGCAAUCGCGCCAGAAGCAUGCGCCAUGUCUCCCUGUCGUCCUCGUUGGGCUACUACGACGACCCCAACGACGUGUUUGGCAACAACAUGCUGGGAGCCGAUUCCCUGGGCCGGGGCGGUUCAGGUUCAGGUUCAGGUUCAGGUGCUGCAAAUACCACCAGCGACAACACCACCAAACCGCCCGUCACGACGACGACCAACAAUACGGGCGGCGGUGGUUUCUGGGGCAGCAACCGCCGGUCCAAGCCGGCUUCGUCGGGCCUCCGCCAGCAGCUGCAGCAGCAGCAGAUGGAGUACAAGCAACAGAGCGGUGGAUCGCAGAGACAAACCAGCAUGCAGCACGACGCCCGCCAUGCACGACGGGGCCGGAACCAAGAGCAACAGCAGCAGCAGCAGCAGCAAUCCUCACCUCAUACACCCGAGACGUCGUCCCAGGGCGGUAGCCUCGUCUCCUCUGCAGGUCCCUCUGGUGGAGAAAGCCAAGCCGCGUCGUCCGCCUCGACCAGCGGCGGUGGCGGCCCCUUGUCGGCAGCGCGUCUGAGCCUCUCCAGCCGACUGCUGCGGAGCUCUGCGCUGCGUCGGCAGGCGGCGUCCAGCAGCCCGUCCAGCAGCACCGCCGGCGAUCCGAGCGGCAAAGACAACGGCCAUGAGGCUAGUGACAGCCCUCAUGCGUCACAGUAG
Molecule: messenger RNA, 6303 nt
Organism: Sporothrix brasiliensis 5110
Lineage: Eukaryota; Fungi; Ascomycota; Sordariomycetes; Ophiostomatales; Ophiostomataceae
Product: WD repeat protein
Exons: 2
Coding region: 1-6303 (2100 amino acids)
Molecular function (GO): protein binding
Source: RefSeq, a predicted model, not a curated record